Molecule: messenger RNA, 582 nt
Organism: Notodromas monacha
Lineage: Eukaryota; Metazoa; Arthropoda; Ostracoda; Podocopida; Cyprididae
Source: the annotation of a GenBank genome assembly
AUGCACAAUUCGGCUCAAAAUCUGCGUCUGACUGACGAAAUCGGCGCCAAGAACAUCAAAUUGGCAGAUGCACGCAUUUUCAAGUUUCGGACAGCUGCUGCAGAAAUCAUGAGGUUCGCAGCUGCUUUGAUUGUGGCGAUGAUGAUGAUGAUGAUGGUUGCGGCAGGAGAUCAAAGACGUUACGACGGGUACCAGGUUCUGAGGUUCAAGCCCGAGUCUCGCCUUCACAUGUCAAUCAUGGACCAGUUGUUCAAGGACAGUCCGCAACUGGGGUUGGAUUUCUGGAGUGAACCAUCAAAACUUGGAAAUGACGUCGACAUUUUGGUGAAGCCAGAUGCCACUGAAGCAUUUGCCAAAAUGGCUGCUCGACUUGGCAUGGAACACAGUGUGCUUAUCAAAGAUGUUCAAAGUGUGAUCGAUUCCCAGCCCGUGGCUGAACUUGGAUCAAAACUCACCUGGGAUGCCUAUUAUCAAUUUGAAGAUAUUUUGGCAUGGACCGAAGAAAUGAGGGAUGCCUUCCCAGACAUUGUUACCUUGCAAUCAAUCGGUGAAUCCUACGAAGGCCGAGAAAUCAGGCUGAUG